CGAGAUCAUUAUCACAAAUCAAGUUCAGACUCUUCCUUUUUUUCAUACUCAAAACCAACUAAAAACACAUUAUGGCUAACAAUUUAGAUGCAAUUUCGAAGGAUGACUUUCUGAGUGAGGAGGAGCGUUUGUUCAUCCUUAAAACCGAGGUCGAGUCUUUGAAGGAACUGAAGGAACAUACGUAUCUCUUUGACGGUACCGUCGACCUAAACGUGCUUGCUGCCAAGACUAUGAACGCUACACGUGGUCACCUAAAGACAUUGGUUGGUACUGCAUGCGCAUUCGUUAUAAGGGCAGAAGAUAAGAAGAGAGGUCAUGAAGUCCCAUCCGGGGAGGUUUUAACGGUCACUAUGGAGGAUUUCGACUUUGCAUGGGGAUUGGUUAAGCAGAUAGAUCCUGCGGAAUUUGAAAAAAAAAAGUCCUUCGAAGCCAGCGAGAAAGAGGACGUAAAACUAAGUCAAGCAAGAAAAUAGUUUGAUUCAAAAAAACCAUAUGGAAUAAAUUUAUUAACAUUGAGCAUUAUAUGAUGCGUACGUAGUACUUGGCUUGUAAGUGAACUAAUAUGGGUUUGAUGCAUAUUUUAUAUUUUAUUCCUCUUUAUUGAACUAAUAUAUAUGUGGAAUUUAUUAUC
Molecule: messenger RNA, 631 nt
Organism: Brassica napus (rape)
Lineage: Eukaryota; Viridiplantae; Streptophyta; Magnoliopsida; Brassicales; Brassicaceae
Exons: 3
Coding region: 72-473 (133 amino acids)
Source: RefSeq, a predicted model, not a curated record